Suncus etruscus (white-toothed pygmy shrew) is the source of this 1502-nucleotide messenger RNA. RefSeq names its product glucoside xylosyltransferase 2 (gene GXYLT2). NCBI's taxonomy places the organism in Eukaryota, Metazoa, Chordata, Mammalia, Eulipotyphla, Soricidae. Gene Ontology annotation, biological process: protein O-linked glycosylation via N-acetylgalactosamine. The transcript is spliced from 7 exons. The record is from RefSeq and is a predicted model, not a curated record. Bases 1 to 1350 code for a protein of 449 amino acids. Gene Ontology annotation, molecular function: UDP-xylosyltransferase activity.
AUGAAGCUCCGCAGCAAGGCGGCCGCGUUGCUCCUGCUCGCCCUGGCCGCGCUGCUGCUCACGCUGCUGUCCCUGCGCGCCAGCCGCGGCCAGUCCCCCGCGCCCGCCCUGCGCCCCGCGCGCCCUGUGCGCCCCGCGCCCGGCCCGCACCGCCGGCCCGCGCAGCCCCCCGAGCGCCCACCCGGCCCGAUCGCCCACCCCGGGGCCGGUCCCGGAACUCGCAAGCGCGGGAGACCUCGUCCGCGCCCCCGAGCUGGUCGCGGGGGUGCCCCGGCUCUGGACAAGUUGGCUAGGAGGCCUGGAGAACCCAGGCAUUUUCCAGCUGUGCUGCCGCCCAAGUUCUGGAUCCACCUGGCAGUGGUGGCCUGUGGGGAUCGGCUGGAGGAGACGCUGGUCAUGCUCAAAUCAGCCGUGCUCUUUAGUUAUAGGAAGAUCCAAUUCCACAUCUUCACAGAAGAAUCUCUGAAGCCAGAAUUUGAUAAGCAGUUGCGACAGUGGCCUGGCUCAUAUACAAAGAAAUUUGAACACAAGAUCUACCCCAUCACAUUUUCAGUUGGAAAUCCUCAGGAAUGGAAGAAAUUGUUCAAGCCUUGUGCUGCGCAAAGACUCUUUCUACCGGUGAUUUUAAAAGACGUGGACUCCCUUCUUUAUGUGGACACUGAUGUUCUCUUUCUGAGUCCUGUUGAUGACAUCUGGAAGCUUCUGAGACAGUUUAAUUCAACCCAGCUUGCGGCUAUGGCCCCUGAGCAUGAAAUCUCCCAAAUUGGCUGGUAUAGCCGCUUUGCGCGCCAUCCUUUCUACGGCUCUGCAGGAAUUAACUCAGGAGUCAUGCUUAUGAAUCUAACACGGAUAAGAAGUGCUCAAUUCAAGAACAGUCUGAUUCCAGAAGGCUUGGCUUGGGGGGACAUGUUGUACCCUCUGUACCAGAAAUACAAGAAUGCCAUCACGUGGGGAGACCAGGACUUAUUAAACAUCAUAUUUCAUUUCAAUCCAGAGUGUCUCUAUGUGUUCCCCUGCCAGUGGAACUACCGUCCUGAUCAUUGCAUGUAUGGAAGUAACUGCAAAGAGGCCGAGCGUGAGGGCGUGUCUGUCCUGCAUGGGAACCGAGGCGUCUACCAUGACGAUAAGCAGCCAACUUUCAAAGCACUCUAUGAAGCAAUACGGGAUUUUCCCUUCCACGACAAUCUCUUUCAAUCUAUGUACUACCCUCUUCAGCUCAAGUUUUUGGAGACUGUGCAUACCCUUUGUGGACGAAUCCCUCAAGUUUUUCUGAAGCAAAUUGAGAAAACAAUGAAAAGAGCUUAUGAGAAACACGUGAUCUUCCACUUUGGCCCCAAGAAGAUGCACUAAAUCAUUUGUGUUAGUGCGCGUCAGUUAGGCAUCUCAUGAACCAUGUUUCUCUUUAAGCUGUCUGGAUCAUUUUUGUAUAACUAUUUAAUGGUGCUCUCUGACCAUUGAUUUUUAAAGGCCUUAUUAAAUGUUGCUCAAUUAUUUGCCCCUAA